Penicillium malachiteum is the source of this 1173-nucleotide messenger RNA. Its product is annotated as NAD(P)-binding protein. The coding region runs from base 1 to 1173 and encodes 390 amino acids. Gene Ontology annotation, molecular function: trans-2-enoyl-CoA reductase (NADPH) activity. The transcript has a single exon. Gene Ontology annotation, cellular component: mitochondrion. Gene Ontology annotation, biological process: fatty acid metabolic process. The record is from RefSeq and is a predicted model, not a curated record. Lineage: Eukaryota; Fungi; Ascomycota; Eurotiomycetes; Eurotiales; Aspergillaceae.
AUGCCCCAGAAAGCUACACUUUUGUGUUUCGAGACUGCUGGCUCGCCAGCCUCGAUGAACCUGACAUUCAAAGAAUUCGAAAUACCAGAUCCCGGUCCGGAUGAAGUUCAGAUCGCUUUCAUCUUCGCCCCCGUUACUCCAACCGACAUCCUCGCGAUUUCAGGGAAAUAUCCAUUGAAACCAAUCCGAAGGGUGCCAAGAGGGCCAUACGAAAUGACAGAUCCUUACAUUGCUGGGUAUGAUGGUGUUGCACGAGUCACAAAAAUUGGCGAACUUGCUCCGAGACACGUUUACGACACAGAUUUCCGAGAGGGUGACAUUGUUGUCCCAUUUCGCAUGGGAAUUGGCACAUGGUGCAGCCAUGCAAACGUGCAUGAGAAUUGGCUUUUGAAUCUGUCUUGCAAUCUAUACGACCUCGACGAGCUUCGGCGAAGCUUCUCACCAAUCGAUAUUGAGACAUUCAGUUAUCUUCGAAGCGUUUUCUGUACUGGUCGGUUUCUCGUUCAAGAGUCCUUCUAUGAUUUGAAGAGCCAUCACUGUAUCGUCAUGAACGAACCCGUGGAUCCUAUUUCCUGGGCCAUCAUUUCUCUGGUGAAAGCCGAACGGGCCAAAGUUCUGGUUGUCCUUGAAGACCAGCCAGAAAUGAAAGGCCCAUCUCGACUUGAUCCCCGAAAGCGCAUACUGAAAGAUCAAGGCGUUGAUUGUGUUCUUUUGGAAUCCGAAAUUGAAAGAUACCAGGAAGAGAUUGAGAAUAUGCGGAUCGUGUCUGUUUUUGAUAGUGGGUCAUCACCUUCUGUCUCACCAUUUGUCCCUUUCCUCCGUUUGGGUGGAAGCGUGGUGAACUACGCUUUCUUGUGUGGCAGCGAUACACCCAGCUCGUUGACCAUUUCCUACUACCGUCGAGAUGGAGAAAUACCCUCGGGCCCCUUUAAUGUAAGGAGCUUUCUGCAGCACUUUUACAACAGGCAUAUGGACUACACGGGGACUGGUUACUCACCACUUGAGAUGGAUGUUGACUACCCACUGAGAGACCUGGUACAACAGGGCCGGUUAAAGACGCCAACGAUUAAGCGCAUUCCAUGGUCAGCUCGGGAUGAAGUUCUGAAAGCAGUCAGCACGGUUGAGGAACAGGAAACAUGGCGUGACAUGUAUGUCAUUGAUUUUGAGGCUUGA